AUGAGCAGCAGUACCGGGGGAAUCCGUGACAGUACCCGUGCUGCACCAGCAGCGGGACGGCACCGACCUCGAGGACGACCACAGGGACGCGGUGCGGUCUCUCCUGAGUUCCUGGCCCCCCUGAGUGAGGUGACGUGUGACAAAGGGGAGAGUGUGACUCUGAGGUGUAAGGUGUGUGGCCGACCCAAGGCUACUGUCACCUGGAUGGGACCUGACCAGACCAUCCUGAACAACAACGGACACCACAUCAUCGCCUACAGUUUCCUGGCUGUGUGUGUGUUUGUCUACUCUCUCCACAGAGGCCGGUUCUCUGUGGUCAAGCGUUGCGAACACAAGUUGACCAAAUGCACGGUGGCGGUCAAGCUGGUUAAUAAGAAGCUGAUGAAAAGAGACCAGGUGACCCAGGAGCUCAGCCUGCUACAGCGACUACAACACACACACCUGGUCACACUGCUGGACACGUAUGAGACCCCCAGCAGCUACGCAUUGGUCAUGGAGAUGGUUGAUCAGGGUCGUCUCCUGGACUACAUUGUGAGCUGGGGGAAUCUGACUGAGGAGAAAGUGGCCAGCUACCUACGGAACAUCCUAGAAGCUUUACAUUACCUGCACAACUGUAGGAUAGCCCAUCUGGACUUACAUUUACAUUUACGUCAUUUAGCAGACGCUCUUAUUCAGAGCGACUUACAAAUUGGUGCAUUCACUUUAUGAUAUCCAGUGGAACAACCAC
Messenger RNA from Salmo salar (Atlantic salmon), 727 nucleotides. The record is from RefSeq and is a predicted model, not a curated record. Lineage: Eukaryota; Metazoa; Chordata; Actinopteri; Salmoniformes; Salmonidae.